AUGGAGGAGCGGCGCUAUCGCUCGGCGUCGGGGGCGCCGCUGGCGCUGCGGUGCCGCCAGCAUAGCGCUUCCUGCCGGGAGCUGGCCGUGCGCUGCCCCCGCCUGCAGCUCCGCUCGCUCAGCGCCGUCACCUCCGCCGUCUGGCUGGCGGCCUACGGGCUCUUCGUGCUUUGCCAGAAUAGUAUGGUGCUUUCUGCCGCUAUAUUCCUCACGCUGAUCGGCCUCAUCAUCUACCUGCACUUUGUGAAAAUUGACCAGGAAUCCCUACUGGUCAUCGGCUCACUUGGCAUUCAGGUGACUUCAUCUUACGCUUCAGGGAAGGAGAGCAUAACCUUCAUUGAGAUGAGCCAAGUGAAGGAUGUGGUUAUCAAUGAAGCCAUCCAUAUGCAAAAAGUUAUCUAUUACCUGUGCAUCCUCCUGUGCGACCCUCAGGAUCCUCAGGGAGUGUCUGAGGUUGUGCCGCUCUUUCAGAGUUCCAAACCACGUCUGGACUGCUUGAUAGAAGUGUACAAAAGUUGUCAUGAAAUCCUGGAUCAGAGAAAAACAGCUUCACAACCAGAUGGAGUAAAAUAAUAAAUACUCAAGAUGGAUAACUUGCAGCAGGACUUGGAGAAAUGUAUGGAAAAGCAAGCAAAUCUGACCUAUGGCUCUUUAAAAUUAAAUGUUUAGAAUGUGAUGCAGUUGUAAGAAUGACAUUAUAGAUAACAGCCCACACAGACUCACAGAGCUGUUAUAGAAGAUGUCAGCUGAAGUGCACAAGUGAACCUAGAAAUUGACUGUUAUGAAAAGCAGGUGAGCAACACUUAUGAAAGAGUCAAACAGAAGAGGUUUUUCCAUGCAUCUAUGGAAGAAGGUAUUGGAAGGGGAGACAAAAAUAGGCAGCAAAUGUUUAUUCUUUCAUGGAUCCGAGAUUUCUGACAAAAACAAAUUGUAACCUUGGGAAGACAGAAAAAAAAACCUUUUUUUACUUUUUUUUUUUUUUUUUUUUUUUUUAAGUUUCUUUGUAAUCUUUUCUUGGAAAGAGUAUCAAAACAAAGGUGGGCUGGCUCA
Molecule: messenger RNA, 1050 nt
Organism: Lagopus leucura (white-tailed ptarmigan)
Lineage: Eukaryota; Metazoa; Chordata; Aves; Galliformes; Phasianidae
Gene: PIGH
Product: phosphatidylinositol glycan anchor biosynthesis class H
Exons: 4
Coding region: 1-573 (190 amino acids)
Biological process (GO): GPI anchor biosynthetic process
Cellular component (GO): glycosylphosphatidylinositol-N-acetylglucosaminyltransferase (GPI-GnT) complex
Source: RefSeq, a predicted model, not a curated record